AUGGCCACCUCCGGCGACUUAGCGGGGCAGCAGCUGACGUAUCAAAACCUGGAACAGGUGGUUCGGCCGCCCGUGCCCACAGUCUCCCGGACACUGGCCGCGAAGCACCACAUACCAUUCGAAGCCGAGCUCGCGGUGGUGGCCUGCGUGGGCACGUACUUGAGCGUUUGCAGCCUUGUCUUCUGCUACCUCUCGGACGGUGCUUGGUCCUUCGGCGACGGUGUCUACUUCUGCCUGGUGACUCUGACAACCGUCGGCUUCGGUGACCUCGUCCCCUGCGAAGCCCUGCGAUGUCGGCUCGUUGGCAUGGCCUUCAUCUGGACCAAUGUUCUCAUGGUCAGCGCCGUCCACAGCAUCGUGGGUGCUCGUGUUGAGCGUGAAGUGUCGCGCAUCGGCCAGCGCCUAGGACUCUCACAGCUCGCGGUGCAUCUGCUGGCGCUGAGCCUCUUCAUCGGAGUGCUAGCAGCAGGGUACAGCAACUACGAGGAGAGGUCCCUUCUGGAUGGCAUCUACUUCUCCGCCUCGACACUGAGUACCGUUGGCUACGGGGCGAUCGCGCCCAGCCCUGGCACAUCCAGGUUGCUGAUGUGCCCAAUUCUCUUCGUCGGGGUGGUUUCCGUUGGCAACAUUGCCUCCUACUUGGCAGAGGCUGCCAAGAAGCGGCUCGAGGCGAAGAUGCACUACACCUGCUACGACAAGCCCACGCGCGCGGUCAUCAGCAUCUUCGUCAUUCUGGGCUCGGCGGCACUGGGCGGGCUGGUGUUCAAGUAUGCGGGCGGAGAGGACUGGAGCUUCAACGAGGCGCUCUACUUCUCGGUGGUCACCAUGACCACCGUGGGCUUUGGAGACUUCGCCCCCAUUUCAACCAACUUCCAGAAGAUCCUGGCCGUGCUCUUCAUCAUGGUGUCCAUCACCCUGCUGGCAGUGCUUUUCGGCUUCAUCAGCGCGGAGGCCCAGACCCUCAGCUGCGAGCCGUCUUGCAGCGGCCAACCGCUUCGGCGGCGCAUGGGCGGCCGCUUUCGGUCACUCUUCCAGACAGGACUCCACCCUGGCCCAUCCCUGCUUCUCCUGCUGCUGCACGCCGUCUGCGGCGCCUUGUUCGUGGCGGUCGAGUCAUGGAGUUUCCUGGACUCCGUCUACUUCACCUCUGUGGCGUUGACGACCGUCGGCUACGGCGACCUCACGCCACAGACGGAAGUGGGGCGGAUGAUCACCACCGGCCUCGUCCUUACCGGAGUUCCCUCCACGGCUGAAUCUCCCACUUCAAGCAGCAUGCCCUGGUCACGUCCUUGUCGGGCCGGUUCUCCAGCAGGCUCGUGCGGCGCUUUCAGAAAUUGGACGACUGAAACCUCUCUGCCUUCCCGCUUCCUCCACCGACAGGAACCGCCUCACAUGCGAUGGCUUGGCGGCUUAUCCCAUGGCCGGGGACCUCUCUGCAAAAGCAUUCAACUGAGAAUGGGUGACGAUGUUUUGUCCCACUGGAAGGGACGACGAGCGCGUCUGGACUGUGCAAUGUGCUCUGCUGUUUAUCGAUCGUGA
Symbiodinium natans is the source of this 1539-nucleotide messenger RNA. The record is from the annotation of a GenBank genome assembly. NCBI's taxonomy places the organism in Eukaryota, Dinophyceae, Suessiales, Symbiodiniaceae.